Daphnia magna is the source of this 1267-nucleotide messenger RNA. It is a transcript of the gene Phb2, whose product is annotated as prohibitin-2. Bases 123 to 1028 code for a protein of 301 amino acids. Gene Ontology annotation, biological process: mitochondrion organization. NCBI's taxonomy places the organism in Eukaryota, Metazoa, Arthropoda, Branchiopoda, Diplostraca, Daphniidae. The transcript is spliced from 7 exons. Gene Ontology annotation, cellular component: mitochondrion; membrane. The record is from RefSeq and is a predicted model, not a curated record.
UUUCCCUACCAUUCCCUAUCGCCAUCCCCACUACACGAGGGCCUUUUCUUUUGGCCAACGUUGAAAGCAUUAACGAAAUAAGUCUUUUACACAAUCGAAUUCAUUAGGUAAAAGAAUUCAUCAUGGCACAGAGUAAGUUGAACGAUUUAGCCGGUCGGUUCUCCAAUGGUCCGAAAGGACUUGGAACGGGAUUGAAGUUAUUGGCUUUGGCCGGAGCCGCAGCUUAUGGAGUCAGUCAGUCUAUGUACACCGUGGAAGGUGGUCACCGUGCAAUCAUCUUCAGUAGGAUUGGUGGAGUUAAAGAUGAUACAUACCCUGAAGGACUACACCUUAGACUACCUUGGUUUCAAUAUCCAAUUAUCUAUGACAUCAGAUCACGACCAAGGAAAAUUUCCUCCCCUACUGGCUCAAAAGAUUUGCAGAUGGUAAACAUCACAUUACGAGUUCUUUCAAGACCAGAUGCUGCCUUGCUCCCUGAUGUUUACAGGAAUUUAGGGUUAGAUUAUGAUGAAAAAGUUCUGCCUUCUAUCUGCAAUGAAGUUCUUAAAAGUGUUGUAGCCAAGUUCAAUGCUUCCCAGUUAAUUACGCAGCGUCAACAGGUUUCUUUGCUUGUUCGCCGUGAGUUAACAGAGCGGGCUCGAGAUUUCAACAUUAUACUGGAUGACGUUUCCAUCACAGAGUUAAGCUUUAGCAAGGAAUACGCUGCCGCCGUCGAAUCCAAACAGAUUGCCCAACAAGAUGCCCAGCGUGCAGCAUUUUUCGUCGAGAAAGCCUAUCAAGAGCGACAACAGAAAAUUGUUCAAGCCGAGGGUGAAGCCGAGGCUGGCAAAAUGAUGGGAGUAGCCAUAGGUAUUAAUCCAGGUUAUUUGAAGCUGCGCAAGAUCCGUGCUGCACAAAACAUCGCCCGAACGAUUGCAGCAUCCCAAAAUCGAGUAUAUCUGAAUGCUGAUUCGCUCAUGAUCAACGUGAGUGACGUUUCCUUUGACGAGCGAAUUGCGACCGUUGGACUCAAGAAAGACAAAAAGUGAAAAUAGUCAAGAUAAAUACUUGGAAGUGGUUUCUUAACGUCUAAACGUCGCUGUUUCUGGUACAUACAAAUGUGGUCGGCAUAGUUCCCAAGUAGUUUUGUUGGAUGUUGUUGAUGUGAGCUCACCGUUGAAGUAAUUUUCUUGCAUCUUUUCCGCGAGGGCUACGAUGAAAUUACAUUAACAUUACGUACAUCCAAAUUUGUAUCGUAUCUCAAAUACAAUAGAUUUUUUUUUCGAAA